Messenger RNA from Theileria parva strain Muguga, 1825 nucleotides. It is a transcript of the gene sua5, whose product is annotated as Telomere recombination family protein. The coding region runs from base 1 to 1752 and encodes 583 amino acids. The transcript has a single exon. Gene Ontology annotation, biological process: regulation of translational fidelity. Lineage: Eukaryota; Apicomplexa; Aconoidasida; Piroplasmida; Theileriidae. The record is from RefSeq and is a predicted model, not a curated record. Gene Ontology annotation, cellular component: cytoplasm. Gene Ontology annotation, molecular function: nucleotidyltransferase activity; tRNA binding; double-stranded RNA binding.
AUGACAAUUCUGAGAGUUAAGUCACCUGAGAUCCGGAGCGAUCUCAAACCACAACACUGUCUCUCACACACCACACACACUACACAUUCUCAAUCACGACACUCUUCUCCAAAAUCCAUAGAGUCAUUUAGGCUGAAUGGAAAGCAAUCCGAUCCCGAUUCCCACCUCUACCCCGAUUCGGACGUGAUCACCGGAUCUCCGGAAGAAAUAUAUGAAAUUUGCGCGACAAUUUUAAGGGAGCCAGGUGGUUUAAUUGCAAUACCUACGGAAACAGUCUAUGGUCUCGCGGGUAAUAUUCACUUGGACGAGUCGAUUUUACGCAUUUUUAAGAUUAAGGAACGUCCACUUGACGAUCCCUUAAUCGUACACGUACACUCGUUCCUCUAUGCAUUAAGGAAUUUGUACAACACUAACAUUGUCGAAUCUUUCAUAGUAUUGUAUUUGGCACGGAAAUUUGCUCCGGGGCCUUUGACUAUAGUUGCCAGACGUAGUCAGGCGGUCUCCGCGCUGUUAACCAACGGCUCAGACUUCAUAGCCGUAAGAUGUCCAAAUAAUCAAAUUACCCUCAAAUUGCUGGAAUUCAGUGAAAUCCCGUUGGCCGCACCCAGUGCGAAUAAGUUUGGGCACAUAUCCCCGACAUGCCCGGAACACGUGAAAAACGAGUUUCCCAACGAGAAUUUACACAUCCUAGACGACGGGAAUUGUUCCAUAGGCAUCGAGUCCACUAUUAUCAAAGUCUACUCCGAUGAUAAUCAUUACUAUUAUCAUCCGGGGCACACAGAACUGAGUAAUGUUAACUUGUGUAGUGUUAACCCCGGGACUAAUAGUGUUGUGGACGUGUUUGAGAUGAUGUUGGGGUUGAUAGAGUGUGGGUAUGUGGAUGAUCAGUUAGGUCCUGGGUACCGUGUGAGUCCGUAUGAGAAUUACUUUGGGAAUUUUACCAACUGCACGGCCAAAAUUGAGUUACUGCGUAAAGGCUCAAUUACUCUACGGGAUCUCACCGUGGCACUCGCUAAGUUUCCUAAUAUACAAAUUUUGGACAGUACUACGGUGCAAAAUGUGGAAAUUGUUCCCGACAGUUCCAGCUCAGGCAGUAGUCCCAGGAUCACCCCCAGUCCCAUUCUAACCCAUAGCACUAGUGCUAUACUAAUUAAUACCAAGUCAUGUAUGGAAAAAGUGUUGAAUAUGCCAGGUCAGCUGAUGAGGCAUUACGCCCCUGUGGUUCCUACGUAUUUGAUUGAGAUAAUUGAGACGCCGGUGAGUGACCGUGCGGAGCACCUCAAGGGCACGAGUAAAAACAGUACAGUCACGGGCGAUUUAACGUAUAAUUUAAACUUUGACUAUGAGGAAGUUAAUUGUUCAAAUAUUAUCCUCAUUGACAUUGGGAAUUACUUUAGGAAGUACUCGCACCUGUUCUGUCUGUACCUCCCACUGGGCACCGAGCACGCCGUAGUCGCCAAUAAACUAUACUCAGCUCUACACAGAGCUGAGUCCAAAGGUCUACAGUGUACAAGUGCUCAUUCUGGUGUUGGUGUACAGUCUGGUGUUAGUCCUCAGUCUACAAGUGUAAACCCAGGAGUGAGUGUGUAUUCGGGAGUGAGAUCGCGGGUUAGGAGGAUAAUAGCGAUUAACUUUGGGGUGGAGCGUGAGGAGUUAUUUUCGGCGGUUUACGACCGCGUUUUAAAGGCGAGUGCCGGGAAAGUCAUUCACCUCCACCACGUCAAAAACGCCAUUAAAUUCCUACUCUACUAAUGUAUUAUACUUUACGCAUUUUAAACAUAUUUUAGGCAUAUUUUAAACAUAUUUUAGGCAUAUUUAAGUGUUA